AUCUUCACAAUAUCCAUUCUUCCCUUAUCUCUGCUGACCCGCCUCCCAUUCCCCUCGUCAUCAAGAUCCCUGCAAAAGCAAAGGCGUUGAUUUCCUUGCUUGACCCUGCUCGCUGCUCGACAUUUGGAGACCUGCAAUUUUGGGCUCAAUUCUACCUCGUCAAGUUGCUGAAUAUUUUUGGUUGUGACUCAAUGGAAUCUUAUGUUUCCUUACUGAGCUUCUGCUCGACUGUAAAACCUGCCCCAUUAAUCAAAAACUGUAAUUGGAGGAAGAGAAAUUGUGUGCUUCAAGUUUCUGCAGUCUCCUACCAGAAGUUCAUUCAUUUUGCCCUCAAUGAGACAAAUCACCACACUGUUGUGCUCCCUUCUCCCCUCCAGGAAAAAUAUGGUUCCAUGGUUGCAAUGGAUGGAAAGACUAGGCUUGGAAUGCUAUCUUUUGAAGCUCCCAAAAUUAGGCUGCUGCGAAGUAUGAGUAUUGAGAGUGAAACCAUACAGGUUUUGGAUUUCGCUGCGUUCCCAGAACCAGAAUAUGAUAUACCCAUAUUCUGUGCCAACUUCUUCACUGCUGCUAACACAAACAUAAUUGUGUUGGACCUGAACCCAUUGCAUAAUGUUAUCAUUCAUAGAGAUUACAGGGAAAAAUACUACAAUCAUUUAAUACCCCUAGGUGUUAAGUAUUCUGAGCUUUUACCAUGGGGAGGAAAGCUUACAAGUGAGUCUAUUAAAUUCUUCUCACCAAUAGUGAUAUGGACCAAGUUCACUUCAAGCCAAUCAAAUUAUGAUGUUUUAUAUUCUGCAUUUAUGGAAUAUUACAAGGCAUGGCUAGAGUUGAUGGACCAAGCAGUGAAGGAGACAGAACCAUCUCAGCUGAUAAGAGACUGUGAAGCACAACAUAGAUAUUUAACAUGGAGAGCAGAAAAGGAUCCAGGUCAUGCAUUCCUGAAAAGGUUGAUUGGUGAGAAGCAUGCAAAGGAUAUUUUGAGGAGCUUUCUCUUUAGUGGAAUCAAUGAAUUGGGAAGUAAAACUUUCCUCGAUUACUUCCCAGAGUACCGCUGUGAGGAUGGGACUGUGAAUGAGAAGAGAAGCAUCAUUGGAAAGUCUUAUGAAACUCGGCCUUGGAAUACAGAUGGAGAAUUUAUUGGCAAUAAUUUCAGAAACUAACAUCUUCAAUCUUUUGUGGGGACUGGGGAGGGUGUUGGGGGGAAGGAAGAUGCAAUUCCAGAGCUUUAUACCAAAAUGCAUUUAGGCCAUACUCUGGUGCUAUUACUCCUAACUUUGGGGAUUAUGAGGCACAGAGGCAUUGGAUGGAAACACCCUUAACCUUCCCGCCAAGGACUGGUAUUGCAACAGCAGUGUCGAUGCUUUCAGCUACUGGGCCUUGAUUAUCUUUCCCUCAGCACCUACCAAAGAAAUUACUUAGAGAUGGAUAGUGUUGUCCUCUGAUAUGCUGAUGUUCUUUCCAUGGUUCUUUACCGUGUGUCUGUGGGUUGCUCCAGCAUGUGCCAGAAAAAUGACAUAGCAUGGCACAUGGAAAUGAUUCUACUUAACCCAUGUCCAAUCCUUAUUAAACAUGGUCAUUUGCAGGUUUUCCUAAUCUUUCCUGAAUUCUACUUUAGUAUUGAAGUAUUUUGUUAAACUAAUCUCUGUCUGGUUUUGCUUCAGCAUAAUUGUAUCAGUUUGGGCCUUACCAUAGCAGCAACAUGAUAUGCUUUUUAUUUGAGUCAGUGUGUUUGGCUCAACAAUAUUUCUUUUGCCUCCGCUCCACCUCUGUUUUCAAUGGAGGAAGAAACACUUAAAUGCAGAAAAAGGGAGGAGAGUCCCCAAGCAAGCCAUGCGGGAAAUUGAUCAGCUUAGUGCUGAGAAUGCCAGUCCCAAGAAAGCAAUUGAGGAAUUGCAGGCCCAGGCAAACAUGACGAAAGAUAGCAGAGAACAUGAAUUAGUUGUGAGAUCAUCUUUAGAAAUGAAGAUCUCUGCUAUGAAGUUUGAGAUAUCUUGGUUAAAGCAAAAAGUAAUAACAGAUGCUCAAUCUCAAGGUUGGAAAGUUCUUCUUUUGUAUUUAUCGUUUCCAGGUAAAUGUUCUUUCAUGCUAUCUCCUUUUCAUAGGAAAAAAAAAUGUCAUUUCUUCUGAGUUAAUUCUUCUAUGGGCUGAUGCAUGUCUUCAUAAAUAGUUAUUUUCUAUGUAUAUUGUUUAUAGAAGUAUUAUAAACCUCACAACCUGAG
Rubroshorea leprosula is the source of this 2219-nucleotide messenger RNA. The record is from the annotation of a GenBank genome assembly. Lineage: Eukaryota; Viridiplantae; Streptophyta; Magnoliopsida; Malvales; Dipterocarpaceae.